Molecule: messenger RNA, 556 nt
Organism: Amphimedon queenslandica
Lineage: Eukaryota; Metazoa; Porifera; Demospongiae; Haplosclerida; Niphatidae
Product: tyrosine--tRNA ligase, cytoplasmic-like
Exons: 6
Biological process (GO): tRNA aminoacylation for protein translation
Molecular function (GO): tyrosine-tRNA ligase activity; ATP binding
Source: RefSeq, a predicted model, not a curated record
AUUAUUUAUUAGUUUGUAUAGUGGAAUGGCUACCAGUACUGAUCCUCCCAAGUCCCCGACAGACCCCUCCAGCCUAACAGCUGAAGAAAAGCAUCACCUGAUCACCAGAAACUUGCAAGAAGUCCUAGGUGAUGAUACAUUACGUAAGAUCCUACCCGAAAGGAACAUCAGUAUAUAUUGGGGUACAGCUACUACUGGUAAACCCCACAUUGCAUAUUUCGUCUGUAUUGCUAAAAUAUCUGAUUUCUUAAAGGCCGGCUGUGCAGUGACGGUACUUUUGGCGGACCUGCACGGUUACCUUGACAACCUGAAGGCUCCGUGGGAACUGCUGGCCCAUCGUGUCAAGUAUUACGAGUUUAUAAUUAAAAGUAUGUUGGAGUCCAUUGGUGUUCCUCUUGAGAAGUUAAAGUUUGUACGUGGAACUGACUACCAACUGAGCAGGGAGUACACUCUUGAUGUUUAUAAGAUGACAUCAGUCGUAUCACAACAUGAUGCUAAGAAGGCUGGGGCUGAAGUUGUGAAACAGGUCAAGUUCCCACUACUGAGUGGACUACUC